Molecule: messenger RNA, 897 nt
Organism: Caenorhabditis auriculariae
Lineage: Eukaryota; Metazoa; Nematoda; Chromadorea; Rhabditida; Rhabditidae
Source: the annotation of a GenBank genome assembly
AUGAGGGGCGGAGCCUAUUGGGACAUGCGACCGACGGAAGGAUCAAUGGAAAUCGCGGCAGCUGAGCAGGUCAACGCCGAGAAGGCGUGGCUUUACCUCGCUUUUUCGAGACUAACUUCCUCAGGUCGGCUUCAAGCGGACGAGUUUCGAAAGUUUCUGAUUUUUGCUAAACUUCUUUUAUCGAAUUGCUGUUAAUUUUCCGAUCAAGAUCUAACUGAAAUUUUCGAAAACAAGAAGAAGAGCUCAAAAUCAGUCCUUGGGAGCUCAUUUCAUUGAAAAUUUUUUGAUAAGACCUACGUAUGCGCCUCUCCAACUUCGAAUAUCUAAUCAGACGAUUCACUUAAUCGGAUUAAACAUUUAUUUUAAUGAAGGUAAAAAAAUUUUUCCAUGGCAAUUUUUCAAAAAAAGUUAGUCCAUUAUAAGUCAUUUUAUUUAUUUAUUCAUUUAUGAUAAUUUAUAUAUCACACUCAAACAAAAAAACUACAAAUAAAUAAUAGAAACUGUCAAGGAAAAUAAAAAAAGUAAUUUUAUAUAAUCCAUUUAUUACAAAAAUCAGGACGUUGUCAGCUCAGAUUAAACUUACCACAUUCUCAAAUUUCAAAAAAUUUGCCCGAGUGUGACCUCACCACUCAAUAUUCCAGAAUGUCCUUCAGAACAGUUUUUCGACUUCAAAACUUCCCUCAAAUGAAAGGUGGAAUAAAAAUAACUUUUCCAACUUAUCAAAUCAGUUUUGUUCUUAAUUCGGAACGUUUCAGUUAGUUUGUUUUUCGUGUGUUUUCGGUGUGAGAGACGAAGAUGAAACCGACCAAAACCGGGAAAGGCAGUGCGACUGAAGAAGGCGUCGACGAAGAAGUUUCCGCGAAGCCAGUUGUUUUGUUCAUCUUCGGCAAAUGUUAA